Camelina sativa (false flax) is the source of this 954-nucleotide messenger RNA. NCBI's taxonomy places the organism in Eukaryota, Viridiplantae, Streptophyta, Magnoliopsida, Brassicales, Brassicaceae. The record is from RefSeq and is a predicted model, not a curated record.
AGUCGUUCGUCGCCGAAAUCUGUUGGAUCAUCUUCCAUCCCCGUAGCUUUGCUUUCGUCUCUGUUUAUAGCCAACUCGAUAUUCUCCUUCUUCAGCUCAAUCGGAUCCCACGAUCGGGUCGGGUCGAUGAUCCAGUUACAGAUCCUGGCUGUGGCAGUACUAUUCCUAGUGUACGCCAUACUAACAUAUCUGGUCAACUCCAAAAACGCAGUCUUUGUUUCUCUACCGUCUUCGAUUACGACUCUGUUGCUUCUCUUCGGCUUCGUCGAGGAGUUCUUGAUGUUCUACCUUCAAAAGAAAGACGUUUCUGGAAUCGAGAAUCGCUAUUACGAUCUCAUGCUCGUACCCAUUGCGAUCUGCGUCUUCUCCACGGUGUUUGAGCUCAAAUCUGACGCCAACAACACGCAUCGUUUCGCCAGAUUAGGUCGUGGGAUCGGUCUGAUUCUGCAAGGAACUUGGUUUCUGCAAAUGGGUAUAUCGUUUUUCACCGGUUUGAUUACUAAUAAUUGUUCGUUUCACGGGAAGAGCAGAGGCAAUUUCACGAUCAAAUGCAAAGGACACGGUGAUUUUCACAGAGCCAAAGCUAUAGCAACUCUUCAGUUCAACUGUCACUUGGCUUUGAUGGUGGUUUUGGCUACUGCAUUGUUCUCUGUUGUUGCGAACAAGAAAGGUUAUCUCCGUGAAGAUCACUCGAUAUAUCGGCCUCUCGGAGCUGAGAUGGAGAACUUAAGUACUUUCACCCUCGAUUCUGAUGAAGAAGACGAGAUUCGAGAAGAGGGACACGUUACUAAGGAAGCUGGUCUUAAUGGAAUCAGCUCACAUGACUGAAGGUAGAUACAAUACAAAUCAAAGUUUCAGACUUUUUAUUUUUUUCUGGUUUAGUUUUUGUCCAUUUUAGAAAUUGUUGUUGGUCAAUGGGAGGAUAAAAAUGAUAUGUAAUCAAACACACGAGAU